UUAAAUUUAUAUUAUUUUCCAGCCAUUACGUCGCUGACACCGUACUUAGGACCCCAAAUGCGUGAUAAAGGAUUCACAUUUAAAGAGACGGCUAACAUCAUUACCGCAUCCUCCUUUAUCAGCAUUUUAGGACCUUUAAUCAUUGGACCUGUUGCGGAUCGUCGAGCAAACUACAAAUUAUUAAUAAUCGUAAUGAUUUUUAUGUCGACAAUCUUCUAUACCAGCUUGCUUUUCAUACCUCGAGUCAUAAGGGUGCCAAGAGAACCCCUGAAGCAAUUCGAUUGCACCUCAUCUAUAUAUCUGGAAAAGUGUAGCAACUGGGAGAAUUGCGUGGAUGCCAAAUUAGGCAACGACGAUUUGAUCAUGUUUCGACUUUCUAAAUGUCGUUACAUGUGUUCCAAUUCUAGAGUGGCUGAUGUACCCUAUCCUUUGCACAUCUGCUUCGAGAGCAGCGAAGGUAAUCUGUGUUCCGUGUACAACCCUUUACUUAAGGGGAACGUUUCUCUGAAUUUUAAGACGUACUUCACCGAAUGGAAAACGGAAGAAUUGAAAAAUAUGAAAACAACGGAUUUCCUGGAGUACGACGAAGAUUUGCCACCUCAAAGAAUGAAAGUUUGCCAAUUUCAUCCCAGUCCACCAAUCUUCGUGUCUGAUAAAACUUACAAUAACAUCUAUUGUAGGCCGGUUCCUAAAAAUUGUUACAUGAGAUGCCAAUUAUCAUUUAUACAAGACGAAAAAGAGAUCUUUCCCAUUCCAUGCACCGAUACUUUGGGUAAUAUCCAACUUACUUUUUGGGCUUACUUAGGUAUGAGAACCUUUGGGGACUUGUGUAUUACUACCGCUGUUUUUCUCUUAGAUGCCCUCAUUCUAACGGGUACUAACGACUUUUAUGGUGCAUACGGGAGAACGCAUUUGUGGAGUGCUGUAGGACUGGCCAGCAUAUCUCCUCUGGCUGGUGUUUUGAUCGAUUACUUCAGCACCGAUACUUCUACAACUAACUACUUGCCUGCUGUUUGUAUUUACGAUCUCAUUGUGUUGUUUACGUGUUGCGUAUUAUUUUUCCUUCCUUUAAAAAUAUCACACAAGAUGGUUUCGGUCGAUACAAUUGGUUAUCAGAAGCAAUGUUCUAAAGCCUGCACUCUCGAGAUAAUAAUACUUAUGGUUCUUGUACUGGUGUUAGGUACGGAGUGGGGUGUAAUGGAAACUUUUCUUCAUUGGUACUACACGGAAAUUGGGUGUAGCAAAUUAAUUCUAGGGAUAACUCAGAGUUUAGCAUUCUGCUGUAGUUUACCAUUCUUAAUUAUAUCUAAAAACAUGGUACAGGAUAUCGGAAGAACAAAUAUUAUCGUGUUUGCAUUUCUUUUCUAUGCCAUACGUUAUUCUGGUGUGUCGUUUGUGCAUAAUCCUUGGUGGGUCCUUCCGUUCGAAGCUAUGGAAACUUUUACCAUGAGUGUCAUGUGGAUCGGUGUUGUGGCAUUUGGACAAAACAUCGUUUCCUUUAAAUCAAGACUGCCCAUGCAAUAUUCCUUAAACAUCGUGCACUUUUGUGUAGGAAGAGGAAUCGGAAGUUUCCUUGGUGGAAUAUUGUUAACGAAAUUCACACGUAAACAGACAUUCCUCGGUAUAGCGACUUUUUCUACAAUAUUCGGUCUGAUGUAUUUAUUCCUUCACCAUACGUUGUUCAAGAGAGAAUACAGAUCAAAGUUACCAGCCUUUGCGAAUUUUUUGAAGAAAGGGAGAUGGAUAAAGGGCAAAAAAAUGCAAAAUGGAGAUCCUAAGGUCCUUCAACCGAUUUUAGAAGCGGAGUAAUUCUCCUCUCCCCUUAUUUUUGUUUUAUUUAUUUGUUCAUUAUCUAAAUUUAAUCGAUGAUUAGAAGCAUUUAACUGUACAAAUCAUAUAUUAUUUAUUGCCUAGAAGAAAAGAAUAAUUUUUAAAUUGUCUUUUAUGGAAUGCUAAUGUAUCUAUCGAUUUUUUUUUGUAUUUUUAAAUAAUUAAGUAGUGUUUUUUUAAAAAAAACACAAAGAAAAAACACAAUACCGUUAUUAACAACAUUCCAUUAUCUUUCUAGCAGAUAUUCGCAACUGGUAAAUCGCGAUCUACUAGUUGAGAAUUAACACCCUCGUUUUAAAAUUAAAUUGAUUUUCAACUAAUAGAUCGCGGCUUACAAGUUGAGUAAUGGUAUAGUUAUGUAGCUUAAAAAUGGAGUUUAAUCAUUUUUAAUGUAAUUUUAGUGUAUUAAAUAAUUUAAACAAUUAAAAAAAUAAUAAUUUCUGUGCUUUCUUUUAUGAUUUUUUUAAUAAUAAUUGUGUAAAAAGCGUGAAAUUCACCCGAAAACUUAAGAAUUUGCACACUUUUCCGUUGUUCUAAUGCCAAAUUUCAUAGUAAGAAACAUAUAUACAUACCGUUUAAAUUAAGAAAUUUAUAAGAAAUUUUAACGAAAUAUAACUUGAGAGGAACUUCUUAUAAUACGGAAUUUACCUUAUAAUUAUGGAAAACUUCUACUUUAAGAUUCAGCAGCGUAAGGUUUAUUUAAAAUUAGGCCCAUAUGCGACAUCUAUUUUCUUUGGAUCGUUAUAAUCGAAUCCAUUUUGGAAUACAGUCAAAC
Molecule: messenger RNA, 2605 nt
Organism: Centruroides sculpturatus (bark scorpion)
Lineage: Eukaryota; Metazoa; Arthropoda; Arachnida; Scorpiones; Buthidae
Product: major facilitator superfamily domain-containing protein 6-like
Exons: 3
Coding region: 58-1809 (583 amino acids)
Cellular component (GO): membrane
Source: RefSeq, a predicted model, not a curated record